UAGUUCUUAAAAUCAAAUGACGUCAUGUCGUUUUGAAGUUUCUUCUCUCUCAUAGCCACAGCCACCAUUUAACUGACAACACCAGCUCAGACUUUCAGACGCAGUGGCAUUUUCGUUAUUUCAUCCUCUUGCCGUGUCGUUUCUUCAACGCUUCUCUACUCAUUACUUUCCCAUUCACUCUAACUUUUUAACCAAAAGUUCGUAGCCUUUUUCUUCGCUUUUCACUCUUUUUUAGAAACCACCGUUAUCGCCGCCGCACACGACGGCGAUUUUGCAACUCUUUGAUUUCAUGUGUUUUUUAAACUCUAUUGCCGUUAUUGUGCGUUGCCUCAUCUAACGGAUGGGUUGCGUGCUUGGGACGGCGGCCGGUGACGGAGAUCAACGUCGUCGACGGAGAGAGCAGCGUAAGGAUUCUUCUGAAGGGAGAAAUAAUGUCGUUAGGGUUCGAGAGAAGCAAACGAGUCGUCAUACUGGAGAUUUUCCGGGGAAUCUUCCGGCGUUGGAGCACCGGAAACCUAUGCUUGAUCCGUGCGCGGUGAAUCAGCAGGGUUGGCCGUCGUGGUUGAUGGCUGUUGCCGGUGAAGCAAUCGGCGAUUGGACUCCUCGUCGUGCAAACACGUUUGAGAAGCUUGCUAAGAUUGGGCAAGGGACGUAUAGUAAUGUGUAUAAAGCUAGAGACCUUAUUACAGGGAAGAUUGUGGCUUUGAAGAAAGUGAGAUUUGAUAAUCUAGAACCAGAGAGUGUCAAGUUUAUGGCAAGAGAGAUACUUGUUUUGAGGAAACUCGAUCACCCGAAUGUCGUAAAGCUUGAAGGAUUGGUUACUUCUAGAAUGUCAUGUAGUCUUUAUUUGGUGUUUGAGUAUAUGGAACAUGAUCUUGCAGGUCUUUCAGCUGGUCAAGGUGUUAAGUUCACUGAAUCUCAGGUCAAAUGCUUUAUGAAGCAAUUACUUUCUGGUCUUGAGCAUUGCCACAGUCGAGGCGUAUUGCACCGUGAUAUCAAGGGUUCCAAUCUGCUUAUUGACAACGAAGGAAUCCUUAAAAUUGCAGAUUUUGGAUUGGCAACUUUCUAUAAUCCUAAGCAAAAGCAGUGCAUGACAAGCAGAGUUGUGACACUUUGGUAUCGACCCCCUGAGCUUCUUCUUGGAGCUACCUUUUAUGGUGUGGGUAUUGACCUUUGGAGUGCUGGUUGCAUUUUGGCAGAGCUGCUUGCUGGGAAGCCAAUCAUGCCUGGCCGAACAGAGGUUGAACAACUACACAAAAUCUUUAAGUUGUGUGGCUCUCCAGCUGAGGAAUAUUGGAGGAAGCAUAAAUUGCCAAAUGCUACUAUCUUUAAGCCACAGCAGCCAUAUAAACGUUGUAUCUCAGAAACAUUCAAGGAUUUUCCUCAAUCUUCACUACCUCUAAUUGAAACUCUUCUUGCAAUCGAUCCUGAUGGCCGUAAGACUGCCUCAGAUGCUCUAAAUCAUGACUUUUUUACCACUGAGCCCUAUGCUUGUGAACCGUCAAGUUUACCAAAGUAUCCUCCUAGCAAAGAAUUGGAUGUAAAAAUGAGAGAUGAAGAAGCUAGAAGGCAAAAAGCACUAAAUGGAAAAGCUAAUGCAGAUGGUGGCAAAAGAGUCAGAGCACGGGAGCGUGGUCGUGCCAUGCCGGCCCCAGAAGCCAAUGCAGAGAUCCAAACAAACUUAGAUAGGUGGAGAGUUGUGACCCACGCAAAUGGAAAAAGCAAGAGUGAGAAGUUUCCACCUCCUCAUCAAGAUGGAGCUGUUGGAUAUCCACAAGAUUCAUCAAGUAAAGGACCUGUUUCAUUUGGUGCCCCAGACACAUCCUUUAGUUCAGGGAUAUUCAAUAUGAAACCAUCCGGUUCUUCUAGAAAUCAUGAAGGUACAGGACUUCACAAAGGAACAAAAACUAAAAAAGAAGAGUCUCAGAUGGGUUCAUCAUGGAAAUUUAUGCGGCCGUUCAAACCAUCAACAAUUGGACUUUCAAUGGAUUUAUUAUUUAGGAGCAAAUGAUAAUCAGUUUCAUUUGAUUUUAGCAUCCUAUAAUGAGAUAAAGAAUGAUUUAGGCCUUGAUAAUCUUUUUUGGCAUGGCUUUCAAUUUUCUCUCUCCUGUAUUUCUCCUAUUUUUUGGUAUUUAAUUUGCAUAAAGUUGUUGUUGUAUAAUCAUCAUCUACAAUGGGGAUAUAGUAUCUGUAUAUCUUAGGAUCAAAUCCACUGCUGUACAGUUUUGGGAAGCACUAAUUCUUCAUGACCUUGGAAAUGUUGUUCCAUCAA
Molecule: messenger RNA, 2272 nt
Organism: Vicia villosa (hairy vetch)
Lineage: Eukaryota; Viridiplantae; Streptophyta; Magnoliopsida; Fabales; Fabaceae
Product: probable serine/threonine-protein kinase At1g54610
Exons: 7
Coding region: 341-2011 (556 amino acids)
Biological process (GO): protein phosphorylation; positive regulation of transcription elongation by RNA polymerase II
Cellular component (GO): nucleus; cyclin-dependent protein kinase holoenzyme complex
Molecular function (GO): ATP binding; cyclin-dependent protein serine/threonine kinase activity; RNA polymerase II CTD heptapeptide repeat kinase activity
Source: RefSeq, a predicted model, not a curated record